AUGGCACCAUUUGAGGCGUUGUAUGACAGACCGUGCAGAUCUCCAAUUUGUUGGACCGAGGUCGGUGAUACCAUUGCCCUAGGUCCUGACAUUGUCAUUAAGACUACAGAUAAAAUCAAGUUAAUUCGGCAGCAGUUGGCUACUGCACAGAGCAGACAGAGGAGUUACACUGAUAGGAGGAGACGAUUAUUGUCUUUUGAGGUAGGGGACCAUGUCUUUCUUAAGAUUUCUCCGCGCAAGGGGCUUCUGAGAUUUCAACAAACUGACCUGGAUAGGGUUCACGACAUCUUUCAUGUCUCUACGCUGAGGAAGUACAAGCCAGAUCCAUCAUAUGUUUUACAGUGGACUGAUGUGGUUGUUCGUGAGGACGUGACCUAUGAGAAAGGUCUGGUCCAGAUUCUUGAUUCAUGGGAGCAGGUCUUACGGACUAAGAACAUUCCAUUGGUUAAGGUCUUGUGGAGACAUCACAGCGUCGAGGAGGCUACCUGA
Cornus florida is the source of this 489-nucleotide messenger RNA. RefSeq lists its product as uncharacterized. NCBI's taxonomy places the organism in Eukaryota, Viridiplantae, Streptophyta, Magnoliopsida, Cornales, Cornaceae. The record is from RefSeq and is a predicted model, not a curated record. Bases 1 to 489 code for a protein of 162 amino acids. The transcript has 2 exons.